AUGCAUGCCGCUAAAUCUCCCUGCCACAACAAGUCCUUUGAAGAUCAUCACCACAUCACUGCAAAUGGGUCAAAUGGAGCCAAACCUGAAGACGUCUCUAUAACACUACUGCAAGUGCAGCUAAAUGUCUAUUUGAUCAGAGACAAAGUGAAUGGUGACCUAUAUCAGUUUAGGUAUUCUUUACGUCGUGAGAUGGAUGAGAUGAAUCGUUUAGUCCACGAUGUGAGGAAAGGCCAGCUCGAUAUGUCGCACAUGAUAAAGACCUUGUGA
Messenger RNA from Lactuca virosa, 270 nucleotides. Lineage: Eukaryota; Viridiplantae; Streptophyta; Magnoliopsida; Asterales; Asteraceae. The record is from the annotation of a GenBank genome assembly.